Physella acuta is the source of this 2154-nucleotide messenger RNA. RefSeq lists its product as uncharacterized. Lineage: Eukaryota; Metazoa; Mollusca; Gastropoda; Physidae. Gene Ontology annotation, molecular function: protein binding. The record is from RefSeq and is a predicted model, not a curated record.
UUCCGACCUAUGCUAACAAUAUUUUUAAAUUAUUUGAAUUAUUACAUUUAUUAAUAGAAAGACGUUAUACUGAAUAGUUAUGUGUUUAGAUUAGCUAGUAUUAUCAAAGAUCAGUACCGUAGCAAUGGAUUUGAAUUUAUAAGAGGAGCGCUUUUGUUUUAUGUUAAAAAGAAGAACUGAUUAUUUUCAAAUGAUUGCUUAUUAGUUGCAGCGAAAGUCUAUAAAUUUAAAAAAAUGUCAGUUUCUGACAAAAUUAUUAGAUGCGUUGAAAAACUAUGGACAGAUGAAGAAUUUUGUGAUUUUACAGUUCAAAUUGGUGAAGUGUCCAUUAAAUGUCAUAGCAUUAUCCUCGCGGCUUGUUCGCCGUUUUUUCUUGGACUGCUGAGAUCUGGAAUGAAAGAAGCCAACGAGGGACGUGUAGUUCUACAAGAUAUAUCAGUCUCCACCUUUCAGUUAAUCCUGAAAACUUUGUACACCGGUGAAGACGUGUUGAGUCUUGAGAACUUCAUAGAAAUCUGGCACGCUGUAGAUAUGCUCCAGAUUGGAUUUCUUGUAGAGUUAUGUGAAACAUUCGCUGCUAAAAACAUAAAACUGGAAAAUUUUACUAGAAUCUUAUCCAGUGCUAAACUACUCGAUUCUAAAUUAGUGCUGACUUUAGUCAGAAAUUUCAUGGUCCAGAACAUUAAAGCUAUACACGAAACAAAGAGUUUCAUGCAAAUAUCAAGUGAUGAAAUGCUUUGUUUGAUUGGCAGACAUGAUCUUAAUUUCACAAGCGAGUAUUCUGUUCUAGAGUUUGUUCUAGAUUGGAUAGAUUUCGGGGAUUCUCAACCUGUAAAUAGCUGUACUGGAAACAAUAAAAAGUUAAAAACAACAGUACCAGUUAAUACUUUACUGAACAACAACGCUAAUCAUAAUAUGCUGCGAAGCUGUUUAAAAGACGAUAUAGGGCCUGAAAACAAAUGUGAUGCAACUAACAAUAAACAAAAAUCCAAUCAACCUAAUUCAAAACAAUUGGAUAAUUUGUGUUGCAACUCUAAAACAACAACUUCAGAAAAUCUUAGCGGUGAUAGAUUCAAUCAACUUAACACCUUACUGAGUCAAGUGAGAAUUUGUACCAUAAGUCCAGGUCUGCUAAUGAAUUUUCUAGAACAUCGCCUCGUUAAACCUAACGAUGAGGCGAGGCAAAUAAUCAUCUCAGCUAUCUUGAAGCAGACGUCUUUUCGUCAUGGACAAUGGCCAACUGCAGGUAUCCACAGACAGUUUCACGAGUAUGGCAACUAUGGAGUUUACCUGUUAAAAACACGGGUAAAUGUAGUUAUAUUAGACCCAUUCGAUGAAGAAAUGUAUAAACUGAAAUUACGUAAAGGGUAUCUACAAAACGUUCAGCUGGUUUCUUUUGACAAUAAACUGUACGCCGUAGGUGUAAAAUUAUCCUGGUCAAACAACAGUAGUGUGUAUGUUUACAGUAACAAUACAUGGACACAUCUUAUUGACAUACCAAAAAGUGAACAGUUAUUAGCAAGCAAUGAACAACACAUAUACAUUACAAGCGUCGUGGGAAAUGUAAUUUAUCAAUUCGACCCAAAAAGUAAACCUCCAAUUAUGAUUCCAUUUUCAACUGUUCCAAAAGGAUAUGUUGCAAAACAGGUUAUGAGCUACCAAAUUUACCUUAUCUUUUUCUGUACUAAGAAAGUCAAUCGUAUCGAGACAACAGUCGUCCAUAUGUUAGACCUUCAGGCCAAAAGCUGGACAAAACUGGACAACCUCGAUGGACCAGCUGACAACAUCAUCACUUUUCGUAACGACGACAACCACUUUGUGCUACAAACAAACGGCAACUUGUGGACUUUGAACAAAAACGCUGACAACAUCACAUUCACUUGUGUAGCAAAACUGUGGAGACAGGAGUUAAUUCUAUACGGGGCUGUUGUUUACGGAGAAAAGCUGAUCAUCUCUUACAACAAUCGUGAAAGUAAUCCAAAAGAUUCAUUUGUUUAUACACUAGACAACAUGUUUCGUACAAUCAGGUACUGGAAAAUAGAAUCUUGCUGUUCAAAUUUUAUUCCCUGUGUUCUGAAUAAAUCAUGUCUAUCUGAAUAUUCAAACCAAAGUGAUCACUUAGCUUAUGAUUCUUACUCUGAUGACUCUGACUAA